Python bivittatus (Burmese python) is the source of this 4027-nucleotide messenger RNA. It is a transcript of the gene MSL2, whose product is annotated as MSL complex subunit 2. Gene Ontology annotation, cellular component: MSL complex. Gene Ontology annotation, molecular function: ubiquitin protein ligase activity. The record is from RefSeq and is a predicted model, not a curated record. NCBI's taxonomy places the organism in Eukaryota, Metazoa, Chordata, Lepidosauria, Squamata, Pythonidae. Gene Ontology annotation, biological process: protein ubiquitination.
GGGCGGGGGGAGCAGGCAAGUGGAGAAAAGCAGGCCCGGCCCUGGCUGUGACGGCGCGUCGAUGCGGGGCUAGGAGUGCAGCCGCCCCUCGGCUUGCCCUGCCUGGGCGCGGAGCCGCGCUUUCUUCUCAACCCGGAGCCGUUGGCCUCAGCGUCUGCGAUGAACCCGGUGAAUGCUACGGCCUUGUACAUCUCCGCCAGUCGCCUGGUGCUCAGCUACGGCCCCGGGGAAGAUCCGCAGUGCCUGGCCGAGAUCGGCAAGCUGCUGCCCUACUUCCGGCAGUCGCUCUCCUGCUGCGUGUGCGGAAAUCUGCUACAAGAUCCAAUUGCACCUACCAACUCUACAUGUCAACAUUAUGUCUGCAAAACCUGUAAAGGCAAAAAGAUGAUGAUGAAACCAUCAUGUAGUUGGUGCAAAGACUAUGAGCAAUUUGAAGAAAAUAAACAGUUAAGCAUUCUGGUGAACUGUUAUAAAAAACUAUGUGAGUACAUAACACAAACACCACUAGGACGAGAUAUUAAGCAAGCUGUUGACAGUUCCCCAGAUCUUUUGACUUUGCUUAAAGAUGGCACCCCACUCAGUGUUGACACAGAAAAAGCAUCUGAUGAAGCCUUGGCAUUGUGUUUGAUCCAUUCCCCAUCACCUUCAACUUCAGAGUAUGCUAAUGAGCCUCCAACAAGUUGUUCCAUACCUGAAAGCACAUAUGACUGUGAUAUAAAAGGCUCCACUGUUAAUGGUCUGCCCAGUUGUAAUGGGCUCUCAGUAGAUAAACUUGGAGUAAAUAUUCCAUCCCCUGAACAUGCAAAUACAGUCAGUGUAUGUAAUCCUGGACAGUACAUAAAAACUGAAGAUAUUUCUAGCAGUCUUCAGCCUAUGUGUGACAUAGUUUCCCCUGGUGACUUGUGUGCAACCGGCAUUGAUAUUCACAGUUUCAAUGAAGAUAUCAAACCUGGUGAUCCUCUUUUACUUAGUGUUGAGGAAGUGUUACGGAGUUUGGACUCUAAUGCAGGAGUAUGUAGCCCUAAUCUGCAGCACAGCCUGGAAACCAAUUUAACAAAUGGCCCGUUUUUGCAGCUUUCUCCCCAACCGACUAGCCACAAUGUGUAUAUAUCAGUGGAUGCUUCACCUCAUGGGAUUUCAUGUACAGCUGCAACACCUAAGGUAGCAAAAUUAAACAGAAAGCGAUCACGAUCAGAAAGUGACAGUGAAAAGCUUCAGCAUAUUCCAAUUUCUAGCAUUCUUUGUGGCCCAACAUUGGGAGCCUCAGCUCCAGUAAUGAUGAAACAGGAAUCAAAGAUGUCUUUGCAGUCAAUAGCAACUGUACCUAAUGGAGGUACUGCUCCUAAAAUAGGUAAAACUGUACUAUUAUCAAAUAAAAGCAUGAAAAAAAAUCUAGACCAUACCACCAAGAAAUCUCAUCCAAAAUCUAAAUCAGGAAUGCUAAAAAAGUCAAAAGAGAAAAAUCCUAGCAGUCAUGUUAUGCCAGGAAGUCCAACAAAAACUGUGUACAAAAAGGCACAAGAGAAGAAGGGGUGCAAAUGUGGCCGAGCUACACAAAAUCCAAGUGUUCUUACAUGUCGUGGUCAGCGCUGCCCUUGCUACUCAAAUCGCAAAGCUUGUUUAGACUGCAUAUGCCGCGGCUGCCAAAAUUCAUAUAUGGCUAAUGGGGAAAAGAAACUGGAGGCAUUUGCAGUGCCAGAAAAGGCCUUGGAGCAGACUAGGCUUACUUUGGGCAUUAAUGUGACCAGCAUUGCUGUGCGCAAUGCCAGCACAAGUACCAGUGUAAUUAAUAUGACAGGGUCACCAGUAACGACAUUUUUAGCUGCCAGUACAAAUGAUGAUAAGAACUUGGAUGAAGCUAUGGACAUGAGAUAUGACUGCUGAGUCAUUCUUUCUUUCUCCCCUCCUUUGGUAAGGGGACUGCUACAAUUUUGAAGGCAGCUAUGGUUCUGUUUAACUUGCCGGAGCUCCUGCAUAUAGAUCACUUGUAUCAAGUGUUUUCAUUGCUAUGUUGUGUGUUAGUGUCAGGGAAAUAGUUUGCUGGUAAUUGCGGAAUUAUCCCAAAACUCUCUUUAGUUCUUACAACACCUCAUAGUUUGAGAUCAAAUGCUAAUGUAAAUGAUUUUUUAAUACACAACUACUUUUUUGGCAUAUACUGACCUUGUUGUACCAAUUCAUGCUUUGUGCUUAAUCAGAAAUUGAUUUAAUAUACUGAAAUUAUUUCUAGUCAGUCCAUCACAGUUGUGCUAAUUUAUGAUGUAUCCAUGUUCAGUAUCAUUAUUGCAAGAAAAAUGACAUGCUAAACCAAUAAACACUUCAACAGCCAGUCUUGUAAUACCACAUUAUUUGUGGAUAGGGAAGUUAAUAAUUCAGCACCUAAAGUUUGUUCAGAAAUAAAAAUAUUACUGUAAUUGUCCAACUACUGUAUGCUGACCUGAAACCAAGAAACGAUCAUAUUGGUCUUUAGCUUCAGUUGAUAUCACUCAAGACUUUCAAAUGCUUGAUUAUCUUUUGGGGAAAAAAAGUUGGCUCUCCUGUUUUUUAAUUUCACACUAUUUUUAAGUUUACAGAUUGAUGUCAUUAGUCUGUGUCAUGCUUAACUUAACAUUCAUCUUCAGAAUAUUUUUGCUGAGUUCAUUAUGAAAUAGAUACUGUAUUUUUUUAACUCUGUUAUGCUAGUUGGCUAAAAAAUAAAAGUGGUUUAAGUCUUAUGCCAAAGUUAUUGAGACAUCAUUGUAUUUUAGAUUCUAAAAUCGAACAGCUAUCAACACAUUCUUGCAGUUUCAGGCAUAUGACACUGUCAAGACAUUGUUUUCACUUGAAAUUACCAUGUCUCUUCUUCCAAGAUUAGGUGCCUGGUUUUCCUCAAUUUACAUUCAUAACUUUGCUUUUGCCUGGUUGGAACUAGGAUACACAAGGUGAAAUGUAGCAGGGACCUGGAUUAAAUCCUACAAUGCAACAGUAGAAUAUGUCAAGCAUGGAGGUGUGGUAGUUGAUAACCUUAAACAGCUGAUAAAAACCCUGCUGAAUAUGCAGGAUUUUGAAAUUAAUUCUAAGUUACACCAUUGGAAAAGACAACACUUAUUGAAAAUAUGUUGAAAAUACAUGUUAAUUCAUAUCAGUUUUAUUUUCUCCAGGAUUGGUGUCUAAUAUUAAUUUUUUUUUAUUUGCAUAAAGUAUGGGCUGACUAGAAUAGAAAAUAUUGGGUUGUAUCCCAUUAAGCCUCUUCCUCACAGCCUCCAUGCUCUCUCAAAAUCUGUUUUGGAGGGUUCGGGGACCCUUUGGAGGGAAGAGAAGACUGUUGGACAGGAAAUGUCCUGUUGCACAAAUCAGAGGUUUCUCUUGCAACACUGGAUUUUGCCCUUUUUCUUAUCUCACUAUAUAAAGGACAAUGUUCUGAUUUAGAGCAAUAUUUUAGUAGCUGUUGUAAAGAGAGAUUAUACCACAGAUACUUAAACACCUCUAUGUUUGCCAUCUAAUUGUUAACUGGUUAACAUUGCUAAUGAACUGUAACAUUAGAUAUGUUGGAUUUGGCACAAAGCAUGUAAAAUGAUGGUUACUAGGUCUAAAAAUAAGAAAAAAGUUUUGGAUACCAGUUGGGUGAUGUCUCCUUUUUCUUCUGUAGUGUACCAGGUGUCAUUUUAUGUCAAUGUGAGCAAAUAAUUAUUUUGUUGGCUUUCAGAUUUGUUUUUCCCCUGUCUUUUCUGUGGGUGGGGCAGGGUGGGGGAGGGGGUUAAAGCCAUAGGAAGAAGAAUGUGAUGUAAGUGUUCAGUAUGUUUUUUUGUUUCUGUUUUGCAAGAAGAGUUGAAAAAAUAUUUUUGAUAAUGAGAGUAAAUGGUGGAAAAUGCUCUUUAGUAUUCUUGUCUUUUUUGCAGCCAACCUCUUGAAUUUUGCAUUUAAUUUUCAGUUUAAUAUGUCCUAUUAAAAUAUAUCAGUUAAAUAUGAAUAUGACUUUUAUGUGGACCAAAUGGAACCUGCCAUUAUCUGUUUUCCAUGUUUGAACCUUACUUGCUAAAGCAAAACGUAU